This is a messenger RNA of Megalops cyprinoides (Indo-Pacific tarpon), 1577 nucleotides long. It is a transcript of the gene ints12, whose product is annotated as integrator complex subunit 12. Gene Ontology annotation, biological process: snRNA 3'-end processing. Bases 166 to 1575 code for a protein of 469 amino acids. The record is from RefSeq and is a predicted model, not a curated record. The transcript is spliced from 7 exons. NCBI's taxonomy places the organism in Eukaryota, Metazoa, Chordata, Actinopteri, Elopiformes, Megalopidae. Gene Ontology annotation, cellular component: integrator complex.
AGCCGCAGUGUAGCCUGUCUGUUUGCUAUCGACUGUAAAUAUUUGUAAAUAAGUUAGCUGACUAGCUAAUUAGCCAUGUAACUAACUAGUGAGCUAGAUAUAACAUAAACGGUUGCCAUUGUGUUUUUGUUCAUUGUCGUGUCGCGUUUGAGGAUCGACGAAAUAAUGGCUGCAACAGUAACCCUGGAACUGGACCCGAUCUUUCUGAAAGGUCUGGGAUACCUGCAUUCCAAAAGCAAAGAUUCGGCCGAAAAACUGAAAGCUCUGCUGGACGAGUCAUUGGCAAGAGGGAGUGACCCGGUCUACCGGCCCUCACACAAGGAAACGGAAGUUGCCAAGGUGUCUGUCACAAAAGUGAGCUUGAGCAAGCAGGACCCAAAAUCUGCCUCUAUUUCUUCCUCAUCGGGCAGCAGUACUAGCAAGUCCAGCAGCUUUGAGAAGAGCAAGAAAGAGAGUGAAAAAAGGCCUUCAGAAAAGGUUAAAGUAGAUCCCGGCGAUGGAGUGGACCCACCAAAGAAGCCUCGUCUGGAGAAGCAGGAGAGUCGAUCCUCUCCAGUCACGGUUCAGACCAGCAAGGACCUCGGGCUGCCUUACCUGGCCAGCUUCGAUGAGACUAGCGCGGACGACUUUGCCAUGGAGAUGGGUCUGGCCUGUGUGAUGUGCCGGCAGAUGACCGUCACCUCAGGGAACCAGCUGGUGGAGUGUCAGGAGUGUCACAACCUGUACCACCAGGACUGUCACAAGCCACAGGUGACAGACAAGGAGGUCAAUGACCCGCGGCUGGUGUGGUACUGCGCCCGCUGCACCAGGCAAAUGAAGCGCAUGGCGCAGAAGACGCAGAAGCCUGCGCAGAAAGCAGCCCCUGCAGCGGUGUCUGCGGUGCCUGUGGUGAAGGACACGCUGGUGAAAAAGCCGGAGGUCAAGCCCAAGCCAGACACGGCCAGCACCUUCCAGGCCUUCAAGAGGGCAGAGGUCAAGUCGUCCGCGACAGUGGCGUCGAGCCCCUCCGGCGGCGGCAGCAACAGCAGCUCGAGCGGGCUGACGGGGUGGGCCGCCUUCGGUGCGAAGACCGCCACCGCCAGCGCCAAACUGGGCUCCUCCACACCGGGCAGCGGGGGAAAAAGCGGCACGCCCGCUUCCGGGGUGAAGCCACCGGGACUGACGGCGCUGGCCGGCGCCAAGCCGGGGCUGGGCGCCAAGAUGGCGGGGGUUGGCGGCAAUGGCAACACCAGCUCCACCCCACCUCUGCUGAAGCCCCCGCCGCCCCUGACUUUAGGGAAACCCGGGGUGAUCCGCUCCAACAGCAAUGAAGGUGUUAGCAAGGCGGGCGUGGCCAGCUCCAGCAGCAGCAGCAGCAGCACCUCGGCCGGCAGUGGUCAGUCAGGAGGCAGUGGUGGGAAUGGCGGGUCUGGAGGGAGCGGGAAUGGAGGCGGCAGCAGCAACAACGGAGCUAAAGGCAGCGCAGACGCCCUGGCUGGAGGCAAGGGCCACACCUCCCAGGAGUCUCAGCUCAAUGCCAUGAAGCGCCUACAGCUGGUCAAAAAGAAAGCGGCGCAGAAGAAGCUAAAGAAAUAAGC